Messenger RNA from Drosophila yakuba, 543 nucleotides. Its product is annotated as acyl-coenzyme A thioesterase 13. Lineage: Eukaryota; Metazoa; Arthropoda; Insecta; Diptera; Drosophilidae. Gene Ontology annotation, molecular function: fatty acyl-CoA hydrolase activity. Bases 45 to 494 code for a protein of 149 amino acids. The record is from RefSeq and is a predicted model, not a curated record. The transcript is spliced from 4 exons.
UCGUCAUUUCGUCGUGCUCAGUUCAGGAAUCCAAAUCCACCGGAAUGGCGGCCAAGAAACUGGGAAUGGACUUUGUGAAGCAGAUGUCCGAGUACGCCAGCGGGUCCAAUGGAUUUGACCGGGUUUUGCGUAUGAUUAAAAUCACAGGCGGUGGUGAUGGUCGCGCAAUAGGAGAGUUCACUGUGGCCAGUGAGCACCUGAAUCGCCAAGGAACUUUGCAUGGCGGUCUCACGGCGACAAUUGUUGAUAAUUGUACCACGUAUGCCCUGAUGUCAAAAGGCUCCCAUCCCGGAGUUACGGCCAACCUGAAUGUGAGCUACAUUGCAGCAGCGAAACCUGGCGAAAUUAUAGAAAUUGAUUGUCAUACUGUGCGGGCCGGCAAGAAAAUGGCCUAUUUGGAUUGCAUUCUGCGGCGCAAGUCCGACGGAAAGAUAAUCGCGAAGGGCGGACAGGUCAAGUACAUUCAGUUCGACAAGGAAAAGCUGGAUUUCUAAAACAGUUUGCAGAUUGUUGGAAAGCCAAAUAAAAUUUUUCGAACCAUUA